AAUGUGCUUCAUUCCGCCGCUGGAGGUCCUCAUCUUCAAAACAAACAAAAUGGCGGCGCACAUGCGAUGGGGACUUAAGCAGUUGUUACGGACAAGAAAUAUGCCUAACUUUAGGUGCCCCGUGGAGACCAGAAGCUCAUACCAAUCACGGUGCUCGACCCAGGUCUUCGGCAAAGUCCAACCUCUGUCCGGGAAAGGAACCCCUCACUUCUCCAUAAGACAGCUGUCCAUCCAGACUCAAGACACUCCAAACCCCAGAAGCUUGAAGUUUCUCCCGGGUAAACCUGUCCUAGGAAGUGGGACGCUUGACUUUCCCACUCCGAGCUCGGCUGGAUGUUCACCUUUAGCCAGGGACCUGUUUGAAAUUGAAGGAGUAAAGAGUGUGUUCUAUGGCCCUGACUUCAUCACAGUCACCAAAACAGAUGAGGAUGUGGAAUGGACAGACAUUAAGCGUCACGCUUUGGAGGCUAUUGCUAAUUUCUUUGAGAGUGGUGACCCCAUAACAACGGGGGCAGUGCACAAUGAAAGCAGUCAUUCUGAAGAUGAUGAUGAUAUUGUCUCUAUGAUAAAGGAACUUCUGGACACCAGAAUCAGACCUACAGUGCAGGAGGAUGGAGGAGAUGUCAUCUAUAAGGGGUUUGAAGGAGGCACAGUCAAGCUGAAGCUGGUUGGUUCCUGCACAGGGUGUCCCAGUUCCACAGUUACCCUUAAGAACGGCAUUCAGAACAUGUUGCAGUUUUAUGUCCCAGAAGUGAGCAACGUGGAACAGGUGGAAGAUGAAGUGGAUGAAAUCAAUGCAACGGUUUUCUCAGAGCUGGAACGGAAAUUACAAGAAUAAAUAAAUCCUUGAAGACAGUUUUAUUCCUCUGUGUAAAAACACAGCCCAUGCAGAAUUUCCCCCAAUUACUAUUGCACAAUCCUAACAAGGAGAAAUAGAGAUGUGCUAUUUUGUGUGCAUAUUAUAUACUGUAAAGAGUUCACGCUGUAAUGUGUACUGAAUGCCACUGUCACCAAGAAAUGGACUUAUAUACCAGUGAUCAAAGUAUAUACAGUCAUUCCUCAAGCAAGUUAAAAUAUUUUGUGAAGUUGAC
This is a messenger RNA of Pungitius pungitius (ninespine stickleback), 1091 nucleotides long. RefSeq lists its product as uncharacterized. Gene Ontology annotation, molecular function: iron ion binding; 4 iron, 4 sulfur cluster binding. Bases 2 to 838 code for a protein of 278 amino acids. The record is from RefSeq and is a predicted model, not a curated record. The transcript is spliced from 8 exons. Lineage: Eukaryota; Metazoa; Chordata; Actinopteri; Perciformes; Gasterosteidae. Gene Ontology annotation, biological process: iron-sulfur cluster assembly. Gene Ontology annotation, cellular component: mitochondrion.